Messenger RNA from Alternaria triticimaculans, 879 nucleotides. RefSeq lists its product as uncharacterized. Gene Ontology annotation, biological process: metal ion transport; transmembrane transport. Gene Ontology annotation, molecular function: metal ion transmembrane transporter activity. Gene Ontology annotation, cellular component: membrane. The transcript has a single exon. The coding region runs from base 1 to 879 and encodes 292 amino acids. NCBI's taxonomy places the organism in Eukaryota, Fungi, Ascomycota, Dothideomycetes, Pleosporales, Pleosporaceae. The record is from RefSeq and is a predicted model, not a curated record.
AUGGCGGCCAAGACAGAAACAGGACGCCGAGACAUCCGCUUAUUACCUGUACAUUUGCUGGGACAGGAGUCGACGAUCAAACAUCCAUGGCCGCUGCCCGUCCCCGAUCUCGAUAUCACGCAAGACACCGAUGACUCGCUCUUCCAGACAGCGUCCCAUCUACCAUCAGAGCUCCACGUAAUGCUUGAUGAUCACGAAAUCGCAGGGCAAGAUCCGCUAUACGCACUUGCACCUAUCCUCCUGUUCGCAGCUGCCUCAGAGAUCCAGCUACUAUCAACACUUCAAAAAUGGUACGACAUUAUCGCAUCGACGAAAUGGGAUCGGAAGUACUCAACCGAGCAUCUGGAACAACUCAUAAUGCACAAACACCUCCUGGAUGACCACGCAAGUCGACAUGAAGAGGUUCUCCGAUUCAUCAGUUCACCAAAGCUGGCUCGAUGGCCGGUCAACCUUACACAAGACCAGAGCGAUGUAGCUCAGGAAGCCAAAGAUGCGGUCAAGGCCGACUUUGAAUUCCUUCGAUCAAGAUGCCGCCAGCUUUCGUUGCACUACCAGGAAGCGAUAUCGAUCCUGGUCAGCGCCACUUCACUGGCAGAGUCGCAGAAACAGAUUACGCUUGCUACCCAGGUCACGAAGCUCACCAUACUCGCGACCAUCUUUCUACCACUCUCAUACUGUACUUCGAUAUUCGGCAUGAACUUCGUGGAAUUGGAACAGCUGAACAUAUGGAUAUGGGUUGUUGUCACCGUGUCGGUUGGGCUUGCGACUUUCGCUAUUUAUCAGUGGGAUGAGAGGCAAAGACUGUGGGGGUUUUGGGCCACGGUGAAGGCCAAGUUUCAAUUGGUGCGCUGGCAACACGAUCUUUCAACGACAGUAUAA